AUGGACUGGAUAUCAUUUGGGCUCCUAACGAAAUUGAGGAAAAGGUUUACUUACGAUGACAAUCAUGUACAAACUUGCAACACAGAUUGUACUCCUCAAUCAAUAAAAUCCUUAGAGACACCUAAAAAGAACAAGGAAAAACCACAUCAUAAAAAAGGAGCAUUGAAAAUACUAAGGAAAAGGUCAUUAUCUCCAUUCAGGGGAUACAGCAACAUAAUGCCUAGGAAGACGUCUACGGAUAGUAGCCGGACACUAAUAGGUAGAAGUUCAACAUUUGAAAAUUCUAAGAGUUUACGGGGCUGUAAUCUGUAUCAUAGUGGAUCCGAGCGAAUUAUGAUAAGGAAAGCCUCUGUUCAAGGGUCAGUUGAGGUAGACAGUCAGCAGCAAGGAAAAGAACGGAACUACAGGAGAAUACUACACUGUCAAGGAUCAAUAAAAAAGCCUAAAUCGGAUACAGAUCUAUAUCGGAAAUUAUAUCGGCUUCCAGACACAAAGAAAAAAGAAAAUACAUGCAUAAUAGUUGAACCAGAAGAAAAGAAAGUUAUAAGUAAUAAUAUACCGAAAAGGCUGCCAGAUGUUAACGAAAGUCAAAACCAGCCCCAAUAUUUGACACCUCUUUCAUCAUCUGGGAAGGGGAAGUCCAGGUCUGAUUCUGUGGUAUCGUCAGUGACAUCUGAAAACACUGUUCAUAAUAUUCGGGUUGUGUUUGAUAAUCUUGUGAUGCCCGGUAUUCCUUCUGGAAAUAGAAGGAUUGAUUAUGACAUUGCUUCUAGCUAA
Messenger RNA from Brettanomyces bruxellensis, 777 nucleotides. RefSeq lists its product as uncharacterized. Bases 1 to 777 code for a protein of 258 amino acids. The transcript has a single exon. Lineage: Eukaryota; Fungi; Ascomycota; Pichiomycetes; Pichiales; Pichiaceae. The record is from RefSeq and is a predicted model, not a curated record.